Fusarium odoratissimum NRRL 54006 is the source of this 2160-nucleotide messenger RNA. RefSeq names its product MFS transporter, SP family, general alpha glucoside:H+ symporter. The record is from RefSeq and is a predicted model, not a curated record. Lineage: Eukaryota; Fungi; Ascomycota; Sordariomycetes; Hypocreales; Nectriaceae. The transcript has 2 exons. Gene Ontology annotation, cellular component: membrane. Gene Ontology annotation, biological process: transmembrane transport; carbohydrate transport. Gene Ontology annotation, molecular function: carbohydrate:proton symporter activity. Bases 319 to 1998 code for a protein of 559 amino acids.
GCUUGGCCUGCAUCGCCAUCUCCAUCCCCAGACCCAUCAAGCGCCCCUCAAAAGCAUAUCUCGGGACGCGCGACACGAGAUUCUGCCUUCCCCGGACCGACGAACGAGCCAGAUCUGGAGUUUAUGGGAUGACGAUUGCGCCUAAAGACCUCAAUGAGCUGACCUCGACCCACCGGUCGCGGAUUUGGAGUCAACCAAAACCCCGAGAACUGACUGAGAUUUUUCCGUUAGACACUGCCACUCGGAGAAUUGUACCCUACCCUAGCUUAACUGCUCAUCAAAGAGGCACCGUUAGUGUCUCGAACUUUAACCUCAAACAUGAGCCAAGGCGGCGAGAACGCGUCCCUGGACACCGUGUCACCAUCCAACACCAUCACAAUGACCUCCAAACCGUCAUCAAAGGUCAACCAUAUUCCCGCUGAUGAACCGAAGAGCCAAGCCCACAAUGCAGAAGCCAGCGCCGCCACGGCGCUAGAGCACGAGCUUACCUUUCGCGACGCCGUGCGUCUCUACCCCAAAGCCAUUGGCUUUUCACUGCUGUUCUCCAUGGCGAUUAUCAUGGAAGGCUACGACAUGGCUCUCAUUGGCUCAUUUUACGGAUAUGAAUCGUUCCGCAACAAGUAUGGCAACCAACCAGACCCCGAUGGCGGCAUGGUUAUCUCUGCGGAUUGGCAGACGUACAUCCAAGUCGGCGGCAUGUGCGGGCAGAUCUUCGGGUUGUAUCUCAAUGGAUGGGUCUCUGAUGCUAUUGGAUACAAGAAGACUAUGAUACUGGCGCAGAUCAUUAUGGUCGCUUUCACGUUUAUCGUGUUCUUCGCGAAGAAUAUUCAGAUGAUCCUUGCGGGACAGAUUCUGAUGGGCAUUCCCUGGGGUGUCUUUCAGACCUUAACGUUGGCAUAUGCAUCUGAUAUCGCUCCCGUGGUUCUCAGGCCUUAUCUCACGGCAUAUGUGAAUCUCUGCUGGGUUAUCGGACAGUUGAUAUCAGCGGGGGUCCUUCGUGGACUUCUCAAUCUGGAUAACGAAUGGUCAUAUCGCGUUCCAUUUGCAUUGCAAUGGAUGUGGCCACCGUUCAUUAUCCUCGGCACGAUAUUUGCGCCAGAGUCACCUUGGUGGCUGGUUCGCAUGGGCCGUCACGAAGACGCAAAGAAGGCUAUUCUAGGCCUCGUCACGCCUCAGCCUGAUCUCAAGUUCGAUGCUGAUGCGCAAGUCUCAAUGAUUCACGAGACAAAUGAGCUUGAAAAGGCUACGUCUGCGGGUACUAAUUAUUGGCACUGUUUCAUGAGAGCUGACUUGAGACGGACCGAGAUUGCGUCCAUCACAUACGUCGCGCAAGCCAUGUGCGGCAGCGUUCUCAUGGGCUAUUCAGUCCAAUUUUAUGAGCGUGCAGGACUCUCGUCAAACAGCGCGUUUACUCUUAACAUCGUACAGUAUUCUGUAGGCGCAAUCGGUGUCAUCCUUUCAUGGUUCCUCAUGGCGAGAUAUGGACGUCGCGCGCUGUAUAUCGCCGGCACAACAUCGCUUUUCAUAAUCCUUUUAGUAGUCGGUGGCCUUGGAUUCGCACCUCAAAGCAAGGCAGGCCCUUCGUGGGCGAUCGGCAGCCUUCUCAUCUUUUAUACCUUUAUCUACGAUCUAGCAGUGGGACCAGUCUGUUACACCAUUGUCGCAGAAAUCCCAUCAACACGACUGAAAGCGAAAACGAUCGUAUUGGCGCGCAACUUCAAUAACAUGGCCGGCCUGGUAAAUAAUACGCUGAUGCCAAGAAUGCUUGGUGUACAUGCAUGGAACUGGGGUGCAAAAACAGGUCUUUUCUGGGCGGCGUUUUGUUUUCUCAUCAUGGUUUGGGCAUAUUUUCGUCUUCCGGAACCAAAAGGGAGGACUUAUGGGGAGUUGGAUGUUUUGUUUGAGCAUAGAGUCAGCGCACGUAAAUUUGCCAAAGCGCGGGUGGAUCAAUUUGGAGAUAGCACUGGUGCUGUCGAGGUUGAUGCGCAUUCUAGAUAACGGUUGUACUGGGUAAACUAUGGGUAUUGUAAUAUUAUGGGACGGGACACGGAUUUUAGAAUGGCGUCAACAUGUAAUCAAUUUGCAUAUCUUGCUCACAAUGGCUGCAUUCGCGGCCGAAUCACAGCUGCAGGCGAAAUAAUUAGCCAAGACAUUGUCACC